AUGACCAGAGCUGAGAGAAUUCUGUGUGGUUUUAAAUUGAACUGGAUGAAUCUGCGAGACGCAGACAGUGGUAAAGUACUCUGGCAAAGCACUGAGGACCUGGCUGAGCCUAGUAAAGAACAUGAAGCACGUGUACCGAAAACCAUUCUAAAAUGUCGAACGGUUUCAAGAGAGCUAAACUUCACCUCAGCAGAGAAGAUCGAGAAGUUCCGACUGGAACAACGUGUCCUAUUGAAAGACAAUAUUAUUGAAGAAUGGUAUUUCGACUUCGGAUUUGUCAUACCUCAAUCCACGAACACAUGGCAAAAUCUGAUUGAAGCAGCUCCUGAAUCGCAAAUGUUACCUGCAUCACUGCUCAGUGGUAAUGUGGUCAUUGAGACAAAUUUCUACGACGACGACCUGCUGGUGAGCACCUCUCGGGUACGAGUCUACUAUAUUUAA
This is a messenger RNA of Anisakis simplex (herring worm), 441 nucleotides long. NCBI's taxonomy places the organism in Eukaryota, Metazoa, Nematoda, Chromadorea, Rhabditida, Anisakidae. The record is from the annotation of a GenBank genome assembly.